Messenger RNA from Coffea eugenioides, 2288 nucleotides. RefSeq names its product actin-related protein 3. The transcript is spliced from 9 exons. Gene Ontology annotation, biological process: Arp2/3 complex-mediated actin nucleation. The record is from RefSeq and is a predicted model, not a curated record. Gene Ontology annotation, molecular function: actin filament binding. Gene Ontology annotation, cellular component: Arp2/3 protein complex; actin cortical patch. NCBI's taxonomy places the organism in Eukaryota, Viridiplantae, Streptophyta, Magnoliopsida, Gentianales, Rubiaceae. Bases 408 to 1700 code for a protein of 430 amino acids.
AAAAACGGGGGGGAAAGAAAAAGAAACACGCACAAAACACACUAAAACGAAGGGAGGAGUCUGCGCUUGCUCACUGACUCCUGGUUCCGACUGAAAUGAUGAUGAUGAGGAUGAUCCACAAUCCUAGCUGCCAUUUUCGAUGAAAUGGAACAAAAUGAAUGCCACCACCAUCGCCAUUUUCAACUUCUCCAACAACCCACUCUUCUCCUCCUCCCCCUUCUUCUUGUUGAAUGUUGAGUAAUCACCACUCUUUCCUAAAUCAAACGUUGUCGUUUGGUUUACCCACCGCACCCUUUCCUUUUCAACGACCAUGAUCAGCUCCCUUAAACCCCUCCUUGGAUCUCAGCCGCAGAUCCACCACCGUCUUAGCUCUCUCUCUCCUCCCGCUCUCUCUUCUUCUCUCUCUCAUGGACCCUGCUACCUCUCGCCCUGCUGUCGUCAUCGACAACGGCACCGGGUAUACUAAAAUGGGCUUUGCUGGAAAUGUAGAGCCGUGUUUCAUAGUGCCAACAGUAGUAGCAGUGAAUGAUUCGUUUGUGAACCAGUCUCGGGCGGCUUCCACAAAGAGCAAUAAUUGGUUAGCCCAGUAUAGCGCUGGGGUGAUGGCGGAUCUGGAUUUUUGUAUAGGGGAAGAAGCGCUAUCUAGAUCUAAAUCUAAUACUACUUAUAACCUUAGUUAUCCAAUUAAGCGCGGCCAAGUUGAUAAUUGGGAUGCAAUGGAAAGGUUUUGGCAACAGUGUAUAUUCAAUUACCUAAGAUGCGAUCCUGAAGAUCAUUACUUUUUGUUGACUGAAAGUCCAUUGACUGCGCCUGAGAGCCGGGAAUAUACUGGUGAGAUUAUGUUUGAAACGUUCAACGUUCCGGGGCUUUACAUUGCGGUGCAGCCGGUGCUGGCUUUAGCUGCAGGGUACACCACAUCCAAGUGUGAGAUGACUGGUGUUGUAGUGGAUGUUGGCGAUGGGGCUACUCAUGUUGUUCCUGUUGCUGAGGGUUAUGUGAUUGGGAGCAGCAUUAAGUCAAUUCCUGUCUCAGGGAGAGAUGUCACUCUCUUCAUUCAACAGCUCAUGCGGGAAAGAGGAGAGCAUGUUCCUCCAGAGGAUUCCUUUGAAGUAGCGCGAAAAGUGAAGGAAGCAUAUUGUUAUACUUGUUCAGAUAUUGUCAAGGAGUAUAAUAAACAUGACAAGGAGCCAGCAAAGUACAUCAAACAGUGGAGAGGUAUCAAACCAAAGACUGGGGCACCUUACUCAUGCGACAUUGGUUAUGAAAGAUUUCUUGGCCCUGAGGUCUUCUUUAACCCUGAGAUUUACAGCAGUGAUUUUACAACCCCUUUGCCGGAUGUCAUUGACAAAUGUAUCCAGUCUGCUCCAAUAGACACAAGGAGGGCUUUGUACAAGAACAUUGUUUUGUCUGGAGGAUCAACCAUGUUCAAGGACUUCAAUCGAAGGUUGCAACGAGAUCUAAAGAAAAUUGUUGAUGCUCGUCUGCUCUCAUCAGAUGCUCGCCUAGGUGGAGAAGUCAGAGCACAACCAGUGGAAGUCAAUGUUGUCAGCCAUCCAAUCCAGAGAUAUGCCGUCUGGUUUGGAGGCUCUGUACUUGCCUCUACCCCUGAAUUUUUUGCAGCUUGUCAUACAAAGGCUGAGUAUGAAGAGUGUGGGGCAAGCAUAUGCAGAACGAAUCCUGUUUUCAAGGGGAUGUAUUGAUAUGAACACCAUGGGUCCAAUUAUGUUGAUGGCAUUUCCUGGUCCAGGUAUUUCAAGCAAAAGGCUUUUUGAAAUUUGAACCUUGCGUAUUUCUGGGUUUUCCCUCUGGAAAUUCACAAGUCAAAGUGCCUUUUGACGUGUGCUUGACUGAUCCGGUUGCCGGAGGCAGUGUACAAUAGACUUUCGGUCAGAAUUGUAACAAAAGUACGAGGUUCUUGUAUUCUUUCAAACAGUUUCUGGGAGCCAGUAGAAAGCACUGGUUGUCUGUUAUUGGUGGGCCUAAGCUGGCAAUUAUGCAUUGGACUGGUUCCUGAAUUGUUCGGACACCAAUAACUGAGGUGGAUUCUACUCUGAGAGUGCUGGUUAGCUGAGUUCUAUAGGAAGUAUAUCAUCUUGUUUUAGAAGGACAAUAAUUCAUAUGUUUUGGUGUAGGUUUUUUUUUUUUUUUUUUUUAAAUUCAUUUCAAUUGUUUAGAACUCACUCUAUAGGGUCACCGGUUGUAUUAGAAUUUUGGUUUGAAAUUGUCUUCCAUACUUGUAAAUUCAGGGUUGAGAUUUUAAAAGUUUUCCGUAACCUUGUACACUUUAA